This is a messenger RNA of Peronospora matthiolae, 465 nucleotides long. Lineage: Eukaryota; Oomycota; Peronosporomycetes; Peronosporales; Peronosporaceae. The record is from the annotation of a GenBank genome assembly.
AUGUGCCGCGUCGUACUGCUCAACCAAACCCAGUACGUCAACUAUCAGUUGGGAGCGGGGCUCCCAAGAAUCCCAGUACGGACGAUAGUCGCGCGGACCGGACGAGAUAACUCGUCCGACGUCCGUUCACGUCGCGGUGGUUCAACAGCUGCUCAACUAGAUAGCGCUGGCCACCGCGAGAGUCCUCUAAUGGAGGUGGAGGAGGGGGAAAGACGCUCUCCACACGAUCAUGGGGAUCCGUGUGUUCCCGAGAGAUUCUUUGAUCGCGUAACGCAAGGGUUACGCAACGAUCUCGAACAUGAGCGGGACAGGCGUCUCCAAUUGGCGGACACUGUCUUGGAGCAUCGACCUGAGUUUGCCUUUGCUCAGCUUGAGAAUGAGAGAGCUCUGACACCUCUUCGUGACGAGUUAAGGGUAGCUCGUGGGAUUGUUGAUCGGUCUCGGGAUGAGAUAGCUGCUCUUUAG